Messenger RNA from Talaromyces amestolkiae, 579 nucleotides. RefSeq lists its product as uncharacterized. Bases 1 to 579 code for a protein of 192 amino acids. Lineage: Eukaryota; Fungi; Ascomycota; Eurotiomycetes; Eurotiales; Trichocomaceae. The transcript has 5 exons. The record is from RefSeq and is a predicted model, not a curated record. Gene Ontology annotation, cellular component: TRAPP complex; cytosol; cis-Golgi network membrane. Gene Ontology annotation, biological process: endoplasmic reticulum to Golgi vesicle-mediated transport; intra-Golgi vesicle-mediated transport.
AUGUCCUCAACUACAAAAGCCGCUAGAAUAGGGGAAGAAAUUUGGAAGACAAAAAUCGACAAAGUCAAUGCCGAAUUAGUUACGCUUACAUACGGAACGAUAGUCGCACAACUAUGUCAAGACUACGAUGGAGACUACCUUGAAGUCAAUAAGCAACUCGAUAAGAUGGGCUAUAACAUCGGCAUGCGAUUGAUUGAAGACUUCCUCGCCAAAUCGAACACUGGACGAUGCGCCAACUUUAAAGAGACGGCUGAUAUAAUUUCAAAAGUCGGAUUCAAGAUCUUUCUGAAUAUAACGCCAACCGUCACCAACUGGACGAGCGACAAUAAACAAUUCUCCUUGGUUCUGGACGAGAAUCCGCUGGCGGAUUUUGUCGAAUUGCCGGACGAUGAUCGGGCGCAAGAUCAACUGUGGUUUUCGAAUAUUCUAUGUGGUGUGUUGCGAGGCGCAUUGGAGAUGGUCCAAAUGCAAGUAGAAGCCCAUUUCGUCAGCGACGUCCUUCGUGGCAGCGACACGACUGAGAUUCGAGUGACGUUGGUUCGAUAUAUCGAAGACGAGAUGCCGCCGGACGAUGAAUAA